UGUUCCCCUUCCUGAUCUUAACUAGGCGUCCUAUACAGUGUUUUUAUAUGAAUGUUAUUAUUGACUACUGUGAAGCCUCACUAUAGUAGCAACUACAGGUUGACACCAGAGGCAGCUGCCUGGAGACCAUUAUUUUUGGAAAAUGGGGUUGGGGGGCAUUCACUUCCAUACAAUUUGUUUAUUGGGGCGUCACAGCAGAAACAUUUGAGAGACGUUAUUAUUAAUGAACUCAUUGUCGCUCCUCCCCUCCCUGUGUCAUUUGGUCUAUUCCUACCGCUUACUUUGCUAGACGGGGUCAUGGUAUAUUAGGGGUGUGAGGGGGUGCACACUAGCCAAAGAUACAGCUAUUGUAACGCAAACAUUUAUGUAAAUCCUUCAGCAAAAAAUCCUUCACCCUUGAGUAAAUCCAAGCUACCAACUCACAGGAAAUAAGGGAGGCAAACUGUAGUCCUAGCAGCCCCCAAACAAUAGGUAGCCUGCCGGCCAGUGUGACAUAAUUCUCGUCACAUUCUCAGGCCGUGUGUAACUCAGCAAGACCUUUGUUGUAUGAACUGCGUUGCCAGCGCUGAAAGAGUUACUAAACCUUGCCCUGAAUAAACCUUGGAAGCACAAAAGGCUCCUGUGUGCUGUGGAGCGGCAGGCCGAAUGUCCAAUGGGAUGCGGAGAAGAGGAGGCGUGCUAGCCAAUCGACAGGAGCGGGCGGUGACAGCGCGGAGACUGAGGCUGGCAGAGUGUGUUGGGCUGCCGGGAGGUAUUGGAGUUGUGCUUUCUCUAAAGUCGGAAGGAUAUUCAUCGGCGGGACCGGAGAAAGAAGAAGCUGGUGCCCUCACGGUAGUUUGAGGAUUACUACAGAUUGAGGAUUCUUUCUUUUGGACCCGUUACCCUCAUGAACAAAAACACAUCAAGCCAGUGGUCUGCGACAGCAGAAAGAAAGCAGAAAUAGGUCAUUUGAAUUUCAGCAGACACUGGAGAUGAGGACUUCAGAAGAGCAAGCAGCCACCACAGUUUUGCAGCGAUUGCUGCAGGAGCAGCUGCGUUACGGGAAUCCUAAUGAGAACCGCAACUUAUUGGCACUGCACCAACAAGCCACAGGCAACGUGCCUUCAUAUGGUGGUGGUCAAGGUUCCCAAAAUGAGGGUCUGACCCUACAAGACCCCCAGUUAGUUCCACAUGCAGCCCGCCAGGAGCCACAAGGGCAGGAAAUCCAGGUGGAGAAUCUGAUGGAGAAACAGAUACCACUGAGAUCUCAGAACAGUGAAGAUCUCCCUACUUAUGAGGAGGCCAAAGUCCAGUCUCAAUAUUUUAGAGGACAGCCUCACACAAGCGUUGGAGCUGCCUUCUAUGUAACUGGUGUGACAAAUCAGAAAAUGAGGACUGAAGGUCGCCCGACAGUUCAGAGAGUUAGUCCAGGAAAAGUCCAUCAGGAUGAUGGGCUGAAGGACCUCAAGCAUGGUCAUGUGCGCUCAUUAAGCGAGAGGCUUAUGCAACUUUCCUUAGCCACCAGUGGGGUGAAGGCCCAUGCUCCAAUUACUAGCGCCCCUCUCUCCCCACAGCCCGGGGACUUCUACAAGAACUCUGACUCCAAUGAUAUGUUUAAGAAUCCCCCUCAAUGUGGUGGACAGAAAGUAACUGAGCACAGAGGCCCUCCCCCUGAUUACCCCUUCAAAAACAUUUCAACUCUUCCAUUGCAAGGAAAAUCGAAAGAAGUAGGAUUCCACUAUGGGGAACAUAGAGGCAGCUUACAGAACCGUUCUGAUGGGCCUAUGGUCCGAUACCAGCCUCCUCCAGAAUAUGGUGCCUCCAGGCAGAAUCAGGAUGUCCAGCAGCAGAUCCAGCACAGACCUUCACAUUAUCACAGUCCCACCUCCUCUCUCACCUCCUUGGGAUCUAUGAGCCUUCUGCAGUCACCAACAAUCAUGUCACCUUCUCAGCAACAUCCUCCAUCACCAAGCCAUGGGGACUUCUAUACUGUGCCUUCUAGGGCCCAUCACAUUCCUGUGUACAAUCCUGUGUUCCAGCAAGGGGAUGUUUAUCGCUCGCCUCAGUCUCAAUUUGGACAGCAACAACAGAUGGACCCUGUAUUGUUGAGGCCUCCUCCAGUACCUUCACCAUAUUCCCAGAUGCAAAACGACCCCUUUACUAUUGUUUCCCGGGCCCAAAAUAUGGUCAGCCUUUUAUCAGAAGAGAACCGAUCUUUAAGAAAAGAACUGGAAGAUUGUUAUGAUAAAGUGGCUAGGUUUCAGAAGAUGGAAAUGGAAAUCCAGAGAAUCUCAGAAGCUUAUGAAAAUCUUGUGAAGUCCUCAUCCAAGAGAGAAACCUUGGAGAAAGCCAUGAGAACGAAGCUAGAGGAGGAGAUCAGAAGGAUACACGACUUUAACAGGGACCUGCGAGAACGAAUGGACACGGCAAACAAACAGCUUGCAGCAAAGGAGUUUGAAGGCUCUGAAGACAACCGCAAAACAAUAUCUCAGCUGCUUGCCCAAAACAAAGAGAUACAGCGGGAGAAGGAAAAACUGGAGAUAGAGAUUUCUUCCCUACGCUCAACCAAUCAGGACCAAAGAAGGCAUAUUGAAAUUCGGGAUCAGGCUCUUAACAAUGCACAAGCCAAGGUGGUGAAACUAGAAGAAGAGUUGAAAAAGAAGCAAGUUUAUGUGGAUAAGGUGGAGAAAAUGCAGCAAGCCCUGGUUCAGCUUCAGGCCGCUUGUGAAAAGCGAGAACAGCUGGAGCACCGUCUAAGGACCAGACUGGAGAGAGAGCUGGAAUCUCUUCGUAUACAACAGCGCCAGGGGAACUCUCAGUCCAGCAAUGUGUCUGAAUACAGCGCUGCCACUCUCAUGGAGCUGCUGCGAGAGAAGGAGGAGCGUGUGCUGGCACUUGAAGCAGACAUGACCAAGUGGGAGCAAAAGUACCUGGAAGAGAGUGUUAUGAGACAGUUUGCACUGGAUGCUGCUGCCACCGUGGCUACUCAGAGAGACACUGCAUCAAUCAGCCAUUCUCCAAGUGGGAGCUUUGACACUUCUCUUGAGGCUCGGAUCCAAAAGGAGGAAGAAGAGAUUCUUUUGGCCAACAGACGCUGUGUAGAUAUGGAGGGAAGGAUAAAGACUCUACACGCCCAGAUCAUUGAAAAAGAUGCAAUGAUUAAAGUUCUCCAGCAGCGUUCCCGCAAGGACCCCAGCAAGACAGACCAAUCCUCUACCAUGCGUCCUUCCAAGUCACUUAUGUCCAUUUCCAACGCAGGAUCUGGACUGCUCUCCCACUCCUCUGCACUGAGUAGCACUCCCAUUUUGGAAGACAAGCGGGAGGACAAGAGUUGGAAAGGCAGCUUGGGAGUGCUGCUGGCAACUGAAUAUCGAUCGGAAUCUGCCUCCUCCACUCCCUCCCCUAUUCGUCCCUCCACACCCCUUCUCUGUGGACACUCCAAGACUGGCAGCAAGGAUUGCUGCACACAGACAGACAGAGGGGCUGAGCAAAAUAAACCCCCUUCAGUGAGUGCUUCUCCUGGCCCAGGGAGGCUGGCUACUCCAAGCCCUAUGUACAACUCGGAGAGAACAGCAGAGACAGUUUUCCAGUCAAGCACUUUGGAUCGGAAGAACCCUCUCCCACCUCUGGGGCAGGAUCUCACGGAUGGGGAGUUGGUGGAAUAUCUCAUAUAAGCACAGGAUUUAAAAACAAAAAAAUCAGUUAUUUAUAGGAAGAAUGGCCCCAAAUUAUUUAUUUGGAAGCUUGGCAGAGUUUUCUUUUUCAGCGAUCUUUCCUUUUGUAUUUAAAAACCACAUGAUGUAUUUUGUACCAAAAAAAGGGGACUGAAUCUCUGCAGAACAAUGUCUAUUUCUGAUUGACAUACGGCUUCAGUGUUGUAGCCAGAUCAAUCUAUGCCAUAUGUGAAGGGUUAACUCACAGGUCAGUGUCUCUGUGUGACUGCGCCAAACAAGAAUGCACUUCUUUCAUAAUGACUUAUGAAGAAAAAUGUGGGUGGGUGGUGAGUGGACCCCACAAGAUUUGUUUUUUUUUUUUUUUUUCUGUUGUUCCUGCCACCUUUAAAAUGAUUCUUUACAGUGUCAUUAGUAUUUUUGUUUUCAGAAAAGGGUGAAAUGUUUCUGGGAACCUUUAUAUCACCUUUCAUUCUCCUUUAAGACAACUGAACUCUGUGGAUCCAUAAGAAAAAUGCAUUUUUAUAUGUAACCGCUUUCAUACCUUGGCAGGAGCUGGCAGCACUUGUAACCAUAUUAUUUACAAGCCAUUCGCCUCUGUUAUCAGCCAUGUAGGCUUUCUGUAGUGUCCUCCUGUUGUGGCACCCGGGUUUGACGUGUAUAUCUGCAUAUGACUGUGAGCUGCCAUUGUGGGUGCAACCAAAUGAAAUCUCAUCUAUAGACGGAACACUAGAGAGUACUAGUGUUUUACUAGGCAAUAUAUUCCUUUAAUCUUAGACAGUUAUCAGCAUAAUCUACAACUGACCAUGACAAAUUCUAAUGUUGAAACUAAGUGCCACGAUCCUGGUAGUUCUUGCCAAAAUGGAUUUUUUUUUUGUUUCAAUGUAUAGACAUUUUCUAUUAUUUUUGCCCAAUCAUCCAGUUAAGGGCCGAUGCAAAAUUUGGCAGCAUAAAGUGCAGGUGCAAUUGCUACUGUGCAUACUCAGGCUCUUCCUGGCUCAUUUGCUUGGUAUGUAAUGUAUUGGCUGCCAAUAUGAGUAAUUCUAUGCAAAUAUACACGAAUAGGCAGAGCAUGUACAGUAGCGCAACCAGACUACCUGCUAAACUCUGCAGCAGCAUUGAACUCGAUGUAGAGGGGUCCUUUUCAAUUCAUUGGAAUACAAUGUUUAUUUGCAUAUUUACUCAUGUGGAACUGUCCAACCAGAGAAUAUGGGAACAGCUUUACCAGGCACAUUUUUUUCAUGCUGUAUGUUUAGCUUAAUUCACCUGUAAUAUCAUUAGCACAGCAUGUUCUUACAGCUUUCACUUGUAUUUGUAUAAGUUCUUUUUUCCCUUACACAGAGCAAUGUGGGGUUAGUAAGGCCACUUUGCUUGUGUAGCUUAAAGGAGAAGGAAAGCUUCCGAAAUAGUUAGCCAUUUACAUACCUGAGUAAACCGCUCUAGAAGCUUUCUGUUUGUUUAGGAUAGCAGCUGCCAUAUUUGCUUGGUGUAAAGUCACUU
Messenger RNA from Xenopus laevis (African clawed frog), 5150 nucleotides. RefSeq names its product angiomotin L homeolog (gene amot.L). The transcript has 13 exons. The record is from RefSeq and is a predicted model, not a curated record. Lineage: Eukaryota; Metazoa; Chordata; Amphibia; Anura; Pipidae. The coding region runs from base 972 to 3653 and encodes 893 amino acids.